This is a messenger RNA of Plasmopara halstedii, 2340 nucleotides long. RefSeq names its product signal peptide peptidase-like protein. Gene Ontology annotation, cellular component: lysosomal membrane; lumenal side of endoplasmic reticulum membrane; cytoplasmic side of endoplasmic reticulum membrane. The transcript has a single exon. Gene Ontology annotation, biological process: membrane protein proteolysis. Gene Ontology annotation, molecular function: aspartic endopeptidase activity, intramembrane cleaving. The record is from RefSeq and is a predicted model, not a curated record. NCBI's taxonomy places the organism in Eukaryota, Oomycota, Peronosporomycetes, Peronosporales, Peronosporaceae. Bases 1 to 2340 code for a protein of 779 amino acids.
AUGGUGCUACAUUUACAUGUGCUAUUUCUAGCUGCGCUAUUGACGUCCUGUACCGCUAUAAAUCCGGCAGACUCGAUUUUAUCCGGUGUUCUCAAUGUCAAGAAUUCAAAGGCUGUAUUUUAUGUGUUAAGUUCCGCACAAGAAAGCUGGGGUGAGUCGCUUGAGGCCCAGAAGCUAAAAGACGGUGCAAAACAUGCAUACUACCCUCUCGUGUAUAAUGCGAGCGGUCUAAGCAACAGCUAUGGAUGCAGAUCACAACGAGAUUUAUUAAAUACUAGCGGUGACAUCAUAUCAUCGGACUACAACUUGUCGAGCACCGAUCGCCAAAAAUUACUUGGAUUGCCAGACGAACCUUUCGUUUUGCUCGUGGACCGCGGCCAAUGCACUUUCACGGAAAAGGCAUAUUUUGCACAGGAGCUAGGGGCAGCCAUAUUACUUGUCACUGACACUCUUGAGCAGCUAUACAACCGAUCCAGCGCCGUGGACGCUACCGAAGACGAGAAACAAAUGGAAUUUUGCUGCUCUCGCGGCUCUGGUAAGGCAAUUUGGAAUUCCGAUACCAUCGAUUUUAAAUCAUCCGCAUGGAAAGACAAUGCGGGUGUGCGCUCUUGCACGAGUAAUAGCAAAUGUUCAUCGCGCAUGUGUGUGCCGUCCGGUGGUUCUGACAUGCAAGUAUGCUGCGCUUGGGAUAUACCUGACCCUAUGGAAUUUAGCUAUUCAGAUAUCGUAACGAACAAGAAAUCGGUUAGCGAUAUUGUGGUUGUACGAAUUUCCAUCGCUGGUGGUGAAUCACUUAAGGAAAUGCUGUCGUCUGAAAGCGACAAUGAGGACGGACAGUUAUUAAUUUCUGUUUACAAACGCGAACCACCAGUAGUAGACCCUGCCCAAGUAAUUCUCUUGAUUCUGGCCUGCGCUACAGUUUUUAUCGGUUCAUACAAAGGAGCCGCUUACGAACGCACCAAAGCACAGUUGAAGGCGGCACUACAAGCUGCUGAUGUCACCUCUUCAGACGCGAUCGCCCAAGCUCAAGUGGCAUACGAAGAACAUGACGAACGAGCCCCGAAAUACAAACAACUUGAUCUUAAUUUUUGGUAUGCUUCACUAUUUGUGUUCCUUGGCUCAGGACUUUUGGUGUUGCUCUUUUUUGUCAACGUGAUGAUCGUCGUAGUGGUUUUUUUUGGCAUCGGCUCUGUGUUUGCUACGUUCCGAACUAUUUGGGAACCGCUCAUGCGACGGUUGCCGGGUAGAUUUUUGCGCAAGCUACCGUGGUGCGACGUCUUAUGGCACUGGGGAGACCUGUUGGUGCCGGCGAUGUGGAGUAUUGGAGAUUUGCUUGCUCUCUUUUUGUCAGUCUUGAUAGCGCUCUUUUGGUUUUUGACGCGAUUUCAGUCAUUUUCGUGGAUUUUUCAAGACGUACUGGGUGUCUGCUUUUGUCUCGUGUUCCUCCGAACUGCCCGUCUGGUAAACCUUAAGGUGGCAACGGUGCUACUGUUGCUACUCUUCGUGUACGAUUUGUUCAUAGUCUUCAUUUCGCCCUAUAUAUUUAAGGAGAGUGUCAUAAUUAAGGAAGCUACGGGUGAUGCGCAAAGCUCUUCCAGUGGCUACUGUCUGCGGUACCCGACAAAUUCGGACCACGAUUGUCGCUCUGAAGUUAUGCCCAUUCUUCUGCGAGUCCCCAAAGUGCUCGAUUGGCGAUCUGGUUUUACAAUUCUAAGCUUAGGUGACAUCGUGGUGCCCGGUCUUUUAUUAGUGUUCUGUGCGCGCUACGACUAUGCCACGCGGGAACAGCUCUUCGGGCGUUUGAAUCAUUUCGACGGCAACACGUUGCGUGAACGUUCGCUAAGUAUCUUAAACGGGUCUUCGAUAACAACAACAACAGGAAAUUUGGACCAGGACAGAAUCAGAGCAGAGCUUGGAAAUACUAAUCUUGAUCAAGCUUGCCGUCGUGGGCUUUUCUGCUUGCUGAUGUGGGGUUACGUUGUUGGGCUUAUUUUCGCGAAUAUUGCCGUUGUUACAACGGGAUACGGACAGCCAGCGUCAUUGUACCUUGUGCCUUGUACGCUAGGGCUGUUGAUUAUUGUUGGAUGGCGACGCGGAAUUUUGAGCAAGUUGUGGGAGGGCCCGCCAGAGCUGAUUCCUGGUUACAUCUGUCGCAAAAGUUUUCGAAAUGGCAAAGAGUUCGACAUAUACGAAGUAACUCGAUUGCGAGGAUUGAGUCUGGAAGCUGGCAAGGCUGAAACAAACGAAAUUUUAACCUCCCAACAGCAAGAGAAUUGUACUCCCGUUUUUGGUUCUUACACCAGUGACGAUAUUAUAAUGGACAGCCGGAAUCAGUCUUGA